Messenger RNA from Penaeus monodon (black tiger shrimp), 595 nucleotides. Its product is annotated as SET domain-containing protein 9-like. Lineage: Eukaryota; Metazoa; Arthropoda; Malacostraca; Decapoda; Penaeidae. The record is from RefSeq and is a predicted model, not a curated record.
UCAUUCAAGGUCAUGGAGGAAGUGCAGGGCUUCAGCGUGGUGCGGGCGGCCAGCCACGUGGGCGGCACGGGCGUCGUGGUGCAGGCCAAAGCACAGGCCCGGGUACAGCGCGGGCAGGUGGUGGCGCUGUACCCGGGGCUGCUGUACCUGCCCUUCCAGCCUAUCUUCCUGCAGAGCGUCGGCAACUCCUUCGUGUUCCGCUGCAUCGACGGCGUCCAUGUCGAUGGCAACGACAGGAGGAUCUCGAGGGCGGCUUUCAGAUCGUGCGUAGGUCGUGACCGCGUCGGCCACCUGACCUUGGCUGACACCAGUUGGCUCACCCCCCACCCUGUGAAUCCGCUCAACGUCGGUCAGUACGUGAACAACCGGACAGCUGGGCGGCCGAGCAACGUGGCGUACCAGGAGGUGACGGUGAGGCCCGGGGAGGUGGCUCUCGAGGACAGGCACCUCCUGCCCAACCUGUGGUACUCCCCCCCUGCGGACGUGCCCGUGGCCGAUCUGCCCUUCCGCCUCGUGGCCCUGGUGGCCACGCGGGACGUGGCGCCCGGCGAGGAGCUCUUCUCCGAUUACUUCACGGUCGUUCACUGAGCGCCAA